Phycodurus eques (leafy seadragon) is the source of this 764-nucleotide messenger RNA. It is a transcript of the gene crygs2, whose product is annotated as crystallin, gamma S2. Bases 143 to 667 code for a protein of 174 amino acids. Gene Ontology annotation, biological process: lens development in camera-type eye; visual perception. The record is from RefSeq and is a predicted model, not a curated record. Lineage: Eukaryota; Metazoa; Chordata; Actinopteri; Syngnathiformes; Syngnathidae. Gene Ontology annotation, molecular function: structural constituent of eye lens. The transcript is spliced from 3 exons.
GUUGUCGCUCCCCAACGUGGCGAGGCAGGGCUAUAAAAGAGAGCGCUCGAGGUCCCAGUGCAACAUCGAGACCUCAGGGCAAACACCAACCUCCGCCGCCACCUUCGCAUCACAGAGGCUGCGCCGCAACAUUCUAUCCAAGAUGGGCAGGAUCGUCUUCUACGAGGACAAGAACUUCCAGGGCCGCCGCUACGAGUGCGACAGCGACUGCUCCGACUUCCACACCUACUUGAGCCGCUGUAACUCCAUCCGUGUCGAGAGCGGCGCCUGGGUGGUGUACGAGCGGCCCAACUACAUGGGCUACCAAUACGUCCUGACCCGAGGCGAGUACCCGGAGUACCAGCGCUGGAUGGGCCUCAAUGACCGUCUCAGUUCCUGCAAGAUAAUCCACUUUACCAGCGGGGGCCUCUAUAAGAUGCAGCUGUACGAAAAGGCCGACUUCGGGGGCAAAGCUUUCGAGGCCACGGAGGACUGCCCCUCGCUCCUGGAGAAGUUCCGCUGGAGGGAGGUGAACUCGUGCAAGGUCUACGACGGCUGGUGGGUGUUCUACGAGCACCCCAACUACCGCGGGCGCCAGUACUUCCUAGAGAAGGGCGAGUACCGCAAGCCGGGCGAUUGGGGCGCGGCCAGUGCUGCGGUCCAGUCCUUCAGGCGUUUAACUGAAUGAACCCAUUACCAACCCGUACCAUCGACAUGUUACCCUACGAUCUGUGACAGGAAAUGAGAUUUUGAACUGAGGUUGAAAAAAUAAAAACCUGUCCAGA